Molecule: messenger RNA, 1275 nt
Organism: Lagenorhynchus albirostris (white-beaked dolphin)
Lineage: Eukaryota; Metazoa; Chordata; Mammalia; Artiodactyla; Delphinidae
Gene: EIF3F
Product: eukaryotic translation initiation factor 3 subunit F
Exons: 8
Coding region: 40-1119 (359 amino acids)
Biological process (GO): translational initiation
Cellular component (GO): eukaryotic translation initiation factor 3 complex, eIF3m
Molecular function (GO): metallopeptidase activity; translation initiation factor activity; translation initiation factor binding
Source: RefSeq, a predicted model, not a curated record
UCACUCCCUUCCGCGCCUGGCUCCUUCCUUCUCGACAAGAUGGCCACACCGGCGGUACCGCCGAGCACGCCUCCCGCCACCCCAACCGAAACCCCGGCUGCGGCCUCAGACCCGGCCCCGGCUCCAUCCCCAGCCUCAGUCUCAGCGCCGGUUCCAGCUCCAGCGCCGGCUCCAGCCUCAUCCUCAGACCCGGCGGCAGCAGCGUCUACGACCGCAGCUCCGGGCCAGACCCCGGCCUCAGCGCCAGCCCCAGCGCAGGCCCCGGCACAGUCGCUGCCUGGCCCGGCUCUCCCAGGCCCCUUCCCUGGCGGCCGCGUGGUCCGGCUGCACCCGGUCAUUUUGGCCUCCAUCGUGGACAGCUACGAGCGACGCAACGAGGGCGCUGCCCGAGUCAUCGGGACCCUGCUGGGAACCGUGGACAAGCAAUCAGUGGAAGUCACCAACUGCUUUUCAGUGCCGCACAAUGAGUCAGAAGAUGAGGUGGCUGUUGACAUGGAAUUUGCUAAGAACAUGUAUGAAUUGCACAAGAAAGUCUCUCCAAAUGAGCUCAUCCUGGGCUGGUAUGCUACGGGCCAUGACAUCACAGAGCACUCCGUGCUGAUCCAUGAGUACUACAGCCGGGAAGCCCCCAACCCCAUUCACCUCACAGUGGACACGAGCCUGCAGAACGGCCGCAUGAGCAUUAAGGCCUACGUCAGCACUUUAAUGGGUGUUCCUGGGAGGACCAUGGGGGUGAUGUUCACCCCUCUGACAGUGAAAUACGCAUAUUAUGACACUGAACGCAUUGGAGUUGACCUGAUCAUGAAGACCUGUUUUAGCCCCAACCGGGUAAUCGGCCUCUCCAGUGACUUGCAGCAAGUGGGAGGGGCAUCGGCCCGCAUCCAGGAUGCCCUCAGCACAGUGUUGCAGUAUGCGGAGGACGUGCUGUCUGGAAAGGUGUCAGCUGACAAUACCGUGGGCCGCUUCUUGAUGAGUCUGGUUAACCAAGUACCCAAAAUAGUUCCUGAGGACUUCGAGACCAUGCUCAACAGCAACAUCAACGACCUGCUGAUGGUGACGUACCUGGCCAAUCUCACGCAGUCACAGAUUGCCCUCAAUGAGAAACUUGUGAACCUGUGAAUGGUCCGCAAGCAGCCCUCUACCAGGCUGGGCCCCAGCCAACCCUGGGACUCAGAAUGGAGUGAAGGAGAAAUGGUUUCUUUGUGGUUUGAGUCACACUGAGUCAGUCAACUGCUUGUGACUGUAAAUAAACAUAGCCUACCUUUUGUAAAUGAA